Messenger RNA from Amphiprion ocellaris (clown anemonefish), 910 nucleotides. RefSeq names its product transmembrane protein 238-like. The transcript has 2 exons. NCBI's taxonomy places the organism in Eukaryota, Metazoa, Chordata, Actinopteri, Pomacentridae. The record is from RefSeq and is a predicted model, not a curated record. Bases 139 to 654 code for a protein of 171 amino acids.
UAAGGCUCGGCAGGGCGACCUGAGCGGGACGGAGCGUCUCACCUGGUUCACCUGCACCAGUCCUCACACUCACCUAUUGCGCACAUUCGCCGGUAAGCAAGCAGCUGCUGUUGAGACCCGGGUGUCUCUCCGGAGCACAUGGAGCCGGUCUACCGGGGCUUGGGCCGCUGUGCGUGCGCCUUCUGGCUCGCGGUGGCCUUUGACGUCGUGGGACUGGCCGUGCUCCUCAUCGGGGUGUUCGCCAGCGUCUUCUUCUACGACCUGCUCAUCUACGCGGGCGCCAUCGUCAUCUUCCUCAGCCUCAUCUGGUGGGUGUUCUGGUACUCGGGGAACAUCGAGGUGCCUCCGGCGGAGCUGGAGGAUGAUGUGGGCUUGCUGAAGAAAAACAAGGGCGGUCUGAGCCGCUUCACCGGCGCGGUCAGUCGCUUCUCCAGCCGCGUGUCCAGCGGCAUCAGGAGUUCGCUCCGCAGGAACGGAGGAGCGCCCGGCGGCCGCACAUCCAAGAGGUCAGCUGCAGGGCGGCCGGGAGCCCCGCACACGGAGCAGGUGGCGGUUGCCAUGGCAACGGUGGCCCCGCAAGCGAGCGCUGCGGACGCUGCUGUCUCCUGUGAUGUAGAGAUGCCGCACACAACCACAGAGACUUCACCUGCGUGACGAGGGCCGCCAGACACAUUAGUUUCUUGAAGGCUUGAAGCAUGGAACUGAGGAGGAUCUGGCCUGCAAAACAGUUGUUUUUUGUUGUUGUUGUUGACUUCUUGUGUUUUAAUGACAAAUUAUUGCUGAGAUUUUAUUUUCUAUGAGAACUGUUCUAUCGGCAAAAAAUUGUGCCACUAGAAACUCAGUCUGACUGAUUUAUGUUUGAACUUGUAUUGCACAACUUGAAUAAUUUAAAUAAAAAGUUGAAUUUGAA